AUGCAAGGAAGUAUCCAGUAUCAUGGAACAUGUGGUUCUCCAUGUAUUGGCCGCAGUCUAAAUACCGAUAUUAAACCAAUAUGUUUAUGUCAAUUAGGACGGAUAGAAACUCAAUGUUAUGUACCAUUUCAGAUAUGUGAUGAGUACCCGUGUCAAAAUGGUGCGACAUGUGACAGUUGUGAAUAUUAUUCAUCUCAAAUUCAUAUUGCAAUUGAUGACGACAGCGACAUUCUUCAACGAUCACCAUCUAUUCUCAUUCAUUUAAUUACAUUACAUGAUAACAGGGAACAUUUGCACACAUUAUAUUUUAAACAUAUUUCAUUAUAUCAAUACAAUUUGACAGUUUAUCAUCCGGCUCAAUUUCUACCACAAAUGGGUUUCAUUCAAACGUUUAGCGAUACUGAUGGCACGAGUACAAAAUAUUAUUUGUCUAUGUUGCUUCUUCAGCAGCCUGUAAAUGAAAAGUUAGUAUAUGUUCAACCAACUGAACGAUGUCAUCAUAUUCGGGAAUUAUUUAAUCAUACAAUUAUUUCAUAUCAUAAAUUAAAACGAACAAAAUAUUAUUAUCAACUCUGUUCCAACGCAACACUGCCAACUUUUGCAUGUUUUUAUGAUGAUGAUGAUCAGAUGUGUUUUUGUAAUCAAUAUCAACAGCUUGAUUGUUUUUAUUUUAAACAUAAUCGAACCGAAUGUCGUUUAGGUAUUAAUUAUUGUGAAAAUAAUGGAAAAUGUCUACAAGAUGGUCAAUGA
Molecule: messenger RNA, 750 nt
Organism: Didymodactylos carnosus
Lineage: Eukaryota; Metazoa; Rotifera; Eurotatoria; Philodinida; Philodinidae
Source: the annotation of a GenBank genome assembly